GUCCGCCCGCUUCCUCAAAAGGACGGAGGACGGGAGGAGGGAAGAAACGAGCCCGCCCGCAACUCCGCGCGAGCAAAGAGCCACCCCCACCUCACGUUGCGGCCUCCACCUCCACCCACCCGGCCACCCCCGGAAUAGGCAGCAGCAGCAGCCAGCCGGCCAUUCGGGGAGGCCCAUGCGGCGGGGGCAGGGGGGAGGGUAGAAUGGGCAACGUCACGUCGUCGGUGGCGGCGCGGCUGGCCUUCUUCCCGCCGGAGCCGGCGACGUACGGCGUCGAGCCCGCCCAGGGCGGCGCGGGCGGGGACGGGCUGCUGCGGAUGACGGGGGUCUCGCCGGACGCCGGCGUCGAGGUGCGCGCGCUGCCCACCAGGGCCGGCACGCGCGUCGUCUCCGCCUUCUGGCGCCACCCCGCCGCGCGCCUCACGCUGCUCUACUCCCACGGCAACGCCGCCGACCUCGGCCAGAUGCUCGGCCUCUUCCUCGAGCUCCGGGCGCACCUCCGCGUCAACAUCAUGAGCUAUGAUUAUUCAGGCUAUGGUGCUUCUACAGGAAAACCAUCAGAGUACAACACAUACUAUGACAUAGAGGCUGUUUAUGAGUGCUUGAAAAAGGAGUAUGGGAUAGAAGAAGAGGAUUUAAUCCUGUAUGGGCAAUCAGUUGGAAGUGGACCAACAUUGCAUUUGGCCUCACGUUUGGAAAAGUUAAGAGGGGUUGUCCUUCACAGCGGUAUACUCUCUGGCAUACGGGUUCUCUAUCCAGUGAAAGUGACACUUUGGUUUGAUAUCUUCAAGAACAUCGACAAAAUAAAGCAGGUCGACUGCCCUGUGUUAGUCAUACAUGGGACUGCCGAUGACAUCGUCGACUUCACUCACGGCAAGCGCCUGUGGGAGCUAGCAAAGGAGAAGUACGAGCCCCUAUGGAUCAAAGGCGGUGGUCACUGCAACCUGGAAACCUACCCCGAGUACAUCAGGCACUUGCGCAAGUUCAUAAACGCGAUGGAGAAGCUCGCGAAAGACAAGGCGCCCAAGGCACCCCAGAUGCUGCCUUCGUCGAGCAUGACCGAAGUGAAACACAACAAGUGCUUGAGAUUCGGGAAGAGAUGAGACGAACCCGCUUCGAUCAUUCGCCGACUUUUAGCCGUCACUACUCACUAACCAUCCAUGUUGCUGCUGCUCAUGUAUGCAAGUUGAAGAGAUGGCAGGAGAGGUCAGCCAAGCGGCAGGGACUCCCCCUUGUUGGUGACUCUGGUGCAUGCGCCCCCAGGAAAUGCAGUGCAGCAACCCCUAGCUUGUGAUCCCGUGUGAGUUCAGGUUAGACAGACUCGUGGCUGCAGUGUGCUGGAUCGGAGAUGCCUUUGUUUUUUCUUGUGGGCGCCACAGAUUAGCCUGUUCCUAGCUCUCUUUUUUUUUUCAUUUCUUACUUUUGUUACCUGUGUAUUGUAGUCAUCGUGCAAAAGGAUUCGUUCUAAUUGUUAAUUGUAAGUUUGCAACAAA
This is a messenger RNA of Setaria italica (foxtail millet), 1493 nucleotides long. RefSeq names its product protein ABHD17C. The coding region runs from base 204 to 1103 and encodes 299 amino acids. NCBI's taxonomy places the organism in Eukaryota, Viridiplantae, Streptophyta, Magnoliopsida, Poales, Poaceae. The record is from RefSeq and is a predicted model, not a curated record. The transcript is spliced from 5 exons.